UCCUCUCGAUCGGCCACCACCUCCCGAAUCCACCCGGCGCUGGGGCCCUGCAGCUGCUGCGGGCGUCGUCGUCACGCGCGCAAGCGGACAAGCAUCCGCGUGCUUAUAAGCAGACCCUCCCCUCCCGUCCCCAAAAAUUCCAUUCCCCCGUUUCUCCUAGCUACUCCCUCCUCCGAUCGAUCCAGGGUGCGAGAGCAGAGCUCUGGUUAUUAGUUUAGUUUAGUCUCCCUCAAGCUCGUGGCGCAGCAGCGGAUUCGAAUUCGUUGAGAGGAGGUGGAUUAGCAGCCGAGGCCUGCAGCUAGCUAUCUAGGGUUUUGUAGUGAGAGUUCCUCGCAGUCGCAGGCUUCGCUUGGUAGCGUCGUCGGCCGGCCGGGAGCCAAUAAUGAUCAUGGCGAACCCGGACAUGCUGCCGCCGGGGUUCCGGUUCCACCCGACGGACGAGGAGCUCAUCCUCCACUACCUCCGCAACCGCGCCGCCAACGUGCCGUGCCCGGUCGCCAUCAUCGCCGACGUCGACAUCUACAAGUUCGAUCCAUGGGACCUUCCAUCCAGGGCAGCGUACGGGGACAAGGAGUGGUACUUCUUCAGCCCGCGCGACCGCAAGUACCCAAACGGGAUCCGGCCGAACCGCGCCGCAGGAUCCGGCUACUGGAAGGCCACCGGCACUGACAAGCCCAUCCAGAGCAGCGCCACCGGCGAGAGCGUCGGCGUCAAGAAGGCGCUCGUCUUCUACAGGGGCCGCCCGCCCAAGGGCACCAAGACCAACUGGAUCAUGCACGAGUACCGCCUCGCCGCCGACGCGCACGCCGCACACACCUACCGCCCCAUGCAGUUCCGCAACGCCUCCAUGAGGCUGGAUGACUCGGUGCUGUGCCGGAUCUACAAGAAGGCCAGCCACGCGCCGUCCAUGGCGGUGCCGCCGCUCUCCGACCACGAGCAGGACGAGCCCGCCUGCGGUGGUGGCGGCUUCGACGACAACCCGUACGCCGCGACGAGCGCCGCCAUGAUCCUGCAGGGCGCGUCGUUUCCGGCGAUGCAUGCCGCGCCGGCCGGCGCUCCGCAGAGGAUGCCCAGGAUCCCGUCCCUCUCGGAGCUGCUGUUCAGUGACCCCUACUUCUUCGAGGAGGGCGGCAUGCAGCAGGACAUGGCACGGCUCAGUAACCACCACCACCAGCAGCAGGCCCCUCUCCUCGGCCGCCCCAUCACGAGCCAACUGCUGGUCAACAACGGCAACAGCAUGAUGUCCGGAGGAGGGCAGAUCCCGCAGCUGGACCCGCCGCCGGCCUCGACGUCGGCCGCUGGCGAUGGCGCAGCUGGCAACAAGCGCAAGAGAUCGUCAGCAGAGACGAGCACUGCUAGUGCCAGUUUGCUGUCGAGCCAGCAGCAGGCGUCAGCAGGCAAGAAACCGAACGGCUCCUGUUUCGGUGCAACGACGACGUUCCAAAUAGGCAACGGGCUGCAGCUGCAGGGGUCGUCGCUAGGCCACCAGAUGCUGCUUCAUUCUUCUAACAUGGGGAUGAACUGACUGACAGAUUGCUGUUCUCCACUGAAAGCUAUACGUACUUGAGCAUUCAAUUGUGAUUUGAACAUCGGGAUCUAUUGCACCAAAUACAUAUAUAGGCUUUCCUCAAAAAAAAAACAUAUAUAGGCCUAAAAUAUAAAGCAAUGGUUACUAUAUAUUAGUAGGUAAUCAUUAAAGGGAUUGUACUUGUAGAGUCCAGUAGUAGUGUCAACUAGCUAUAUAGUUGCUAGGGACGCCAUAGUUGAUUGAGGUUUGCGGUGUGUAAACAUUUUGAUCUCCUGUACAUAGUACAAUACUAUGUACUACUCAAUCUUAUUACUACUACUACUAGUAGUAGUUCAAAGCUAACUAGAUAAGGCUUUGAGAUCAUUGAAGAAUUGGAAGUCAAGAACAGGAGAAAUGUGUUGAUUAAUAUCCAGCCGGCUUUAUUUGCUCAUAUA
This is a messenger RNA of Sorghum bicolor (sorghum), 1962 nucleotides long. RefSeq names its product NAC transcription factor 29. The coding region runs from base 383 to 1525 and encodes 380 amino acids. The record is from RefSeq and is a predicted model, not a curated record. Gene Ontology annotation, biological process: regulation of DNA-templated transcription. The transcript is spliced from 3 exons. Lineage: Eukaryota; Viridiplantae; Streptophyta; Magnoliopsida; Poales; Poaceae. Gene Ontology annotation, molecular function: DNA binding.